CUCACUGAUUCUCUUUUGUCAGUAUGAAGGGAAAUACAGUAUUCUAUCCAGCACAGUCUGUAUCACAGGAGCCAGGACCACGGAGACUUUCUCUGACUGCAGAGGAACAAUGUCAUGCUGUAAUCAGUUAGUGGUUGGCAUAUUUUCUAGAGAAGAUUACAGCUCAUACGAUUGGCUGACCAACUGUGUGAGGUCUGUUACAGGAGUGAAGGAUGUGCGCAGUGUUCAGAUCACCAACACCUGGUCCCAUUUCACUGGUCAGGUCCCCAAAUGCUCGUUUGCCAUCCUAUAUCACAGCAAGAGGAGAGGAAGGAUAAAUAUCUCUGACGUCACAGACAGCCUGUAUGAUAAGGAGCUGAAACACCUGUCAGAUGUAUAUGGAAAGGACAGAGUGCUGGUGGUGAUUGAUGAUCUGACGGACACCAGCGAGAAGGAGAAGAGCCGGAUCCUGCAGCUUCAGCCCAGCAUUGAGACCCUGGCCAGCAAUCUGUUCCUCUAUAAAGAAGGGUAUGGUGACAGUGAUGAGAGGACUCCAUUAAUGUCACCAAGAAAUACAAAAUUGGAGACACUGAUCAGGAGCGCUGCCAUUAAAGCCAUCGUAUAUAGAUGUGUCAUCUGGCUGAUCUUCUCCGGGGUGGUCUUACUUAUUGUGAUCGUUGUUGUCAGCACUGUGCGGAGCGGACACAGCGAAUAUCAGAAUGUGACCUCGGAACCGACACCGACCAUCACUUUGUCAGCUUCUUCCAAUACUUCCGAAAACACCACAUACCCGCCGGGAAAUGCCACCCACCCACCGGGAAAUAGCACCCACCCGUCGGGAAAUGCCACCCACCCGCAGGGAAAUAGCACCCACCCGCCGGGAAAUAGCACCCACCCACCGGGAAAUGCCACCCACCCACUGGGAAAUAGCACCCACCCGCCGGAAAAUAGCACCAACCCGCCGGGAAAUGCCACCCACCCGCCGGGAAAUAGCACCCACCCGCCGGAAAAUAACACCCACCCGCCGGGAAAUGCCACCCACCCGCUAGGAAAUAGCACCCACCCGCCGGAAAAUAGCACCCACCCACCGGGAAAUGCCACCCACCCACCGGGAAAUAGCACCCACACACUGGGAAAUGCCACCCACCCGCUGGGAAAUAGCAUCCACCCGCAGGGAAAUGCCACCCACCCGCCGGGAAAUAGCACCCACUCGCUGGGAAAUGCCACCCACCCACCGGGAAAUGCCACCCACCCACCGGGAAAUAGCACCCACCCGCCAGAAAAUAGCACCCACCCGCCGGGAAAUGCCACCCACCCGCCGGGAAAUAGCACCCACCCGCCGGAAAAUAACACCCACCCGCCGGGAAAUGCCACCCACCCACUGGGAAAUAGCACCCACCCGCCAGAAAAUAGCAUCUACCCAUCCGGAAAUGCCACCCACCCACCGGGAAAUAGCACCCACCCACCGGGAAAUGCCACCCACCCACCGGGAAAUAGCACCCACCCACUGGGAAAUGCCACCCACCCGCUGGGAAAUAGCAUCCACCCGCAGGGAAAUGCCACCCACCCGUCGGGAAAUAGCACCCAUCCACCGGGAAAUGCCACCCACCCGCCAGGAAAUAGCACCCACCUGCUGGUAUUUGCCAACCUCACCUGGCAGGAAAUUGCAUUCACUUACCGUAAAUCACCAUCCAUCUGCCAGAAAAAUGACACCAGCUUGAUGGGAAAUACCACCUCCCAGGCAGGAAAUACUAAUGGGCCAUAAAAUAGCACCCACCCGUUAGCGGCUGCUGGGCUGCAGCACCAACCACACAUUGCAGGGGGGAGCUGGUCAGCACAUAUAAACAUACAUGUGAUGAUGUAUGUAAUAUAUGUGCUGGCUGCCGUACCCAGGGAUUAGCAGAUGCCGCUGUGUGUAUCACUUAUCUGUUGUCUUCUAUAAGACCGCCCCCAGACUCCUGUGAGCCAAUGGGAGUUUGGGGGCAGGCUUAUAGAAGCAGCUAGGAUAAGCUGUGUCCCGUGCUGCGGCAGCUGUUGGUCAAUGAUACACACAACGGUGACUGAUGACCCCUGCGUAAGGCAGCCAGCACAUAUAUUACAUACAUCACAUGUACGUUUACUGUAUGUGUGCUGACCGGCUCACCCCUGCAAUGUGUGGUCAGAGCUGUAGCCCAGGGGCAGCGGCCGCCACUGCACCCACCUGCUGGGAAAUACCUCUCACCUGCUGGAAAAUACUACCCUCCUGUUGGGCAAUACACUCCAUGUUGCUACACUUGCGCUGACAUGAUAGUGACUCCAGAUAUCUGUAUACACGCCUGCACAUCUCAGUCCCCCCAGCACACACCACAUUGCUGACAUAUAUACAGAUCUACAUGUACUGCAUGUUCUCUGUAUUCACUACUUACUUACCAAGGAGAAUACUGUAUAUACUGUAUCUGCCAAUAAGGAGAAUACUGUAUAUAGUGUAUCUGGAGAUAUUGUGGGACCCAUUCACCCUAAGAGACCUGGAGUGAGCUAUAGAUAAUCCAUUCUCUGUUCUGGUAUAUACCUGCUGUAUACUUACCUAUAUAUAACAGUGCCUGUAUUUGUUCAGUGUAUUGUACUAUGUUUGCCACUUCCUACUCUCUCCUAUAUCUACUGUAUAAUUAAAUACAUAUAUAAUCAUUGUACAAUAUGUAAAAAUACACAUUUAAUUUGAGUGCAUAUAUUUCUGUAAUAAAUCUUGUAAACAUUA
Molecule: messenger RNA, 2713 nt
Organism: Pseudophryne corroboree (corroboree frog)
Lineage: Eukaryota; Metazoa; Chordata; Amphibia; Anura; Myobatrachidae
Exons: 5
Coding region: 110-1744 (544 amino acids)
Source: RefSeq, a predicted model, not a curated record